UGACGCCAGAGCUCCCCGAGUGUGAAGUCUCGCGGAGUGAAACACCGGCCAUUUUUCUCCAUUUAUAGCAGGACACUUUGUGCUGGGGUAGUGUAACAGCGAGUGUUACGAUCACUCUCAUACGCCUAUAAGUUUUGGCGAGUUGAAUUUAGUUUUCCAAGCAUCCAAACUUGCAUCAAACCGAGCACAAACCAUGUUUGUGUUUACCGCUGCAAAGUUUUUUCGCUGACACCCUUGUCCGGAUAGACGCUUGUCUAAACUGUCGCGCAAAUGGAAAUGGUGCCUAGCGAGGAGAACCAGUUCGUACCCAAAGAGGAUGUGUUUUGGAGUUGCAGACAGAGUAUUUUUGAUGAAAUGAAGAGGAUUUCUCAGAUCCAUAAUGCAGCUGAGGAGCCCCGGGUGUUGUGUAUUAUUCAAGAUAUCACCAGUGCAAAGACGGUGAACGAAAGGCUAACCCUCAACCUCCCUGCUUCUACUACCCUCUCCAAGCUUCAUGAAGAUGUCGCCCACAAAGCGGGAUAUGUGAACGGCACUUUUGACCUUGCUUGGGGCAACACACAGGACAUGGCACCACUGGACCAUAGCAGUGAGAUGUCCCUCUCAGAAUCUGGGUUUGAGCCUGGUAAGAAGAAUUUCCUCCAACUUACGGACAAAGAUGGAGAACAGCCCCAGGUGGCAUCAGAUGAGUCAGGAACAGCAGAUAGUAGUGGAUUGGAUGAUAGUUCCCAGGAGCGAUUUAUUGGGCCCCUACCAAGAGACAGCACUGCGGGCUGCAGUGGAGACUACAGCAGUCCAUCUUACUCCUACUCGUCCAUACUCAACAAAUCUGACACGGGUUAUGUGGGUCUGGUGAACCAAGCAAUGACCUGCUAUUUGAACAGUCUUCUACAAACGCUGUUCAUGACCCCAGAGUUCAGAAAUGCACUCUACAACUGGGAGUUUGAGGAGUCAGAGGAGGAUCCGGUCACCAGUAUCCCCUACCAGCUGCAAAGGCUGUUUGUUCUUUUGCAAACUAGUAAGAAACGGGCCAUUGAGACCACAGAUGUGACGCGCAGCUUUGGCUGGGACAGCAGUGAGGCUUGGCAACAGCAUGACGUCCAGGAGCUGUGCAGGGUCAUGUUUGAUGCCCUGGAGCAGAAGUGGAAGCAAACAGAACAGGCUGACUUGAUCAAUCAGUUGUACCAAGGGAAGCUGAAGGAUUAUGUCCGUUGUCUCGAAUGUGGCUAUGAGAGCUGGAGGAUUGAUACUUACCUGGACAUCCCUCUUGUGAUCCGGCCCUUUGGAGCCAGCCAGGCCUAUGGCAGUGUGGAGGAGGCUUUGCAGGCAUUCAUCCAGCCAGAAACUCUGGAUGGGCCCAACCAGUAUUUCUGUGAGCGCUGCAAAAAGAAAUGUGACGCCCGGAAGGGCCUGAGAUUUCUGCACUUUCCCUACCUGCUGACAUUACAGCUGAAAAGGUUUGAUUUUGACUACACCACUAUGCAUCGCAUCAAACUCAAUGACCGCAUGACUUUCCCUGAGGAGCUUGACAUGAGUCCAUUCAUUGAUGUGGAGGAUGAGAAGUCACCUCAGACAGAGAGUUGCACUGACAGUGGAGCAGAGAAUGAAGGCAGUUGCCACAGUGACCAGAUGAGCAACGAUUUUUCCACCGAUGACUGUGUGGAUGAGGGCAUCUGCUUGGACAGCACAAGCAGCAGCACAGAGAGGGUGUUGAAGCCAAAGAGUUUGCUGACCUUUGAGCUGUUCUCUGUUAUGGUCCAUUCUGGGAGCGCUGCAGGUGGCCACUACUACGCCUGCAUUAAAUCCUUCACCGAUGGCCAGUGGUACAGUUUCAAUGAUCAGCACGUCAGCAAGAUCACCCAGGAUGAUAUCAGGAAGACAUAUGGGGGGUCCUCAGGGAGCAGAGGCUAUUACUCCAGUGCCUUUGCAAGCUCUACAAAUGCAUAUAUGCUGAUUUAUAGACUGAAAGACCCCUCAAGGAAUGCGAAGUAUUUAGCUGUAGAAGACUUCCCAGAGCACAUAAAGAGUUUGGUUCAGAAAGAGAAAGAAUCUGAAGAGCAAGAAAAGCGACAGAGAGAGAUUGAACGCAACACUUGCAAGAUCAAGCUUUUCUGCAUGCAUCCUGUGAAGAUGAUGAUGGAGAGCAAGUUGGAAGUGCACAAGGAUAAAACUCUGAGAGAAGCAACCGAAAUGGCCUACAAGCUGAUGGAGCUGGAGGGAGUCGUCUCUCUGGACUGCUGUCGCUUGGUAAAAUAUGAUGAGUUCCAUGAAUACUUGGAGUGCUCAUAUGAGGGUGAGGAGGACACACCGAUGGGCCUCCUGCUGGGAGGAGUAAAGUCCUCUUACAUGUUUGACUUGCUGCUAGAGACGCGCAAGCCAGAGCAAGUGUUCCAGCCUUACAAACCUGGAGAGGUGAUGGUGAAGGUUCAUGUUGUUGAUCUGAAGACUGAGACCAUUGCCUCUCCAGUCAGUGUUCGAGCGUACUUGAACCAGACGAUCACUGAAUUCAAACAGCUUAUUGCACAGGCUACUGGGCUGUCUGCAGAAGCCAUGCGUGUGGUGUUGGAGCGCUGCUACAAUGACCUCCGACUCCUCUACGUCCCAAACAAGACACUGAAAGCUGAGGGGUUCUUCAGGAGUAAUAAGGUUUUUGUGGAGAGCUCAGAGUUGACAGAUCAUCAGGUGGCUUUCACUGACUCGCUCUUGUGGAAACUGUUGGAUCGUCACGGGAACACGAUCCGACUGUUGGUCUUAUUGCCUGAACAGUCUCCUGGUACCCUGGCCAACAGAACUCUUUGCCAAAAAGUAGGGAGUGACUCUGAUGCACCCUUUGAUGGCUCGAAGGGUAACAGGAAAUCUGUGGAGGCUAUCCUGGAGGAGAGCACAGAAAAGUUAAAGAAUCUGUCUCUGCAGCAGCAGCAGCAGCAGCAACAACAGCAGCAGGGCUCCAGCACCAGUGACAGCCAGAAAAGCUCUGACGCCAGCGACUUUGAACAUAUCGAAUCCCCAACCCAAGAGGCUGACUCAAACUCUUCACUCUGUGUGGCUGCAGACAACAGAGAGUUGGAAAACCGGAUCAGGGCCACACCUGCAGGCAGCGGUGGUGCCUCUGACCCUGAGAACCACUUUGCUUGUGAGGAGCGGUCGGACUCUGAGGUGAACAAUGACCGCAGCACCAGCUCAGUGGACAGUGACAUACUGAGCUCCAGCCACAGUAGUGAUACACUGUGUAAUGCAGACAGCGGCCCCAUCCAGCUGGCCAAUGGCCUAGACUCGCACAGCAUCACAAGUAGCCGACGCUCUAAAGCCCAUGAGGGCAAAAAGGAGACCUGGGACACGGCUGAAGAGGACUCUGGAACAGACAGCGAGUAUGACGACAAUGGAAAGAGCAAGGCAGAGGCUCAGUACCUUUACUUCAGAGCGGAGCCUUGUUCUCAAGAUGACUCUGCGUGGGAUGCACAAAAAUGUUUAGUGGUUCAUGUGGACAAGAGAAUAACAUUAGCAGCGUUUAAACAGAACCUGGAGCCCUACGUAGGAGUGACCUCAACCCAGUUCAAGGUGUUCCGGGUUUACGCCAACAACCAGGAGUUUGAGAGUGUACGACUCAAUGAAACACUCUCGUCGUUCUCCGACGAUAACAAGAUAACCAUUCGAUUAGGAAGAGCCUUGAAAAAGGGUGAAUACAGAGUUAAAGUGUACCAACUACUAGUGAAUGAACCAGAGCCCUGCAAGUUUCUUGUGGACACGGUAUUUGCCAAGGGUAUGACUGUCAGACAGUCCAAAGAGGAGCUGCUCCCUCAGUUGAAAGAGCAGUGUAAGCUUGACCUCAGCAUCGAUAGGGUUCGUCUCAGGAAAAAGACUUGGAAGAAUCCAGGCACAGUGUUUCUGGAUUACCAUGUCUAUGAGGAAGACAUCAGCAUUUCCUCCAACUGGGAGGUUUUCCUGGAAGUCCUUAAUGAACCAGAGAAGAUGAAGUCCAUGUCUCAGCUCGCAGUUCUGACUCGGAGAUGGAGUCCGGCUACGAUGAAGCUGGGUCCCUUUCAGGAGGUGAUUCUGGAGAGCAGCAGUGUAGAAGAACUGAAAGAGAAGCUCAGUGAAAUAAGUGAGAUUCCCCUUGAAAACCUGGAGUUUGCAAAGGGUAGAGGAACAUUUCCUUGUGAUAUUUCUGUGUUGGAGAUCCAUCAGGAUUUGGACUGGAAUCCUAAGGUGUCAACCCUUAAUGUGUGGCCUCUUUACAUCUGCGAUGAUGGCGCUGUGGUCUUCUACAGGGACAGCACAGAGGAACCUCUGGAGCUGUCGGAGGAUGAGCGCAAUGAGCUAAUGAAGAAGGAGAGCAGCCGCUUGCUCAAGACGGGCCACCGUGUCAGCUACUCGCCACGCAAGGAGAAGGCCCUCAAGAUCUAUCUGGACGGCGGCCCUGCCAAGGACCCGGGGCAGGACUGAGACGCAGACAACCGCUCUCUGUGAUUGGGAUCGUCUGGCUGCUGCUGCAAAAGCAACCAGGCUGUGGGACUCUGAACGUCAGGCCCAAUAGUGACUUGAAAUCAAGCAGCGCAGUGAGGCUGUCGCGCUCUCAACCUCCACUCUGAGCCCCAGGACUGGCUCAGAAUCCCUAUUGUGCACUAUAGUGUAUUGUACUGUAAAGUUUAAAGGGAAGUACAUACAGAAAACGAAUCAAAUACUGUACAGACAAAUCAAUUUAACAUAAAAGCUUCAGAGAAGGAUGCAGAGAUGUUCGGACUGCAACUGGCCUGGAGGGCCUCUGUUCUGUCUAUUUAAGUCUCCAGUCUCCUUUUACAUCAGGCUCUUUCACUCCUCCCUGUCACUGCGUCUUUGAUCUUCCUGUUAUUCAUCUGUGGCCGUCUGUGUCCAUGUGUAGACAAGUUUUGAGCACUGUAAGAAAUCAUCCUCAUUUUAUUUUGAUUACCUUCCUCUAGAACCUUAAAGACCAACAAUGCGUUCAACCGAGAACUACUUAGCCAGCCUUCCUCAGUCUCCGUCUCUGGGGAGACAAACCUCACGCUCUCAGUGACUUUCAAGUUCAAUUAUUCACUCACAAGAUUUAAUGUAUCAAAAAAGCAACAAUUAAGAAUUUGUAAACUAAAGGUUGUUUCUGAUUCACCAGUGCUCCUAUAGUGGCAGAGUAAUGUAUUAUGGGAUGUUCUUACUGCUGCUGUUUGUGCUUUAUAGGAGCGCUGCCUGUUAAAUCACUUCCACUAGAUGUAGUGAUACAUAGGCUUUUGGUUCUUUAAUACAAAGUACAAUGGAACUAAACCGAGUGGACUAUGUCAAGAAUUUCCUGGUUUUGCUGUAAAUUAUUGUUUUGCUCCAGACUUAAUUGUUCAGUUUGGUCUUGUGAGACACCAGGCACACAUCUGUUUUUCUGUAUUAACCUUUAAUUUAGAAAGUGGAUAUCUUUGUUUUUUUUCCUUUGCACCAUCAUGUGAACUGGGUGUACAUGUCUAUUGUCAUCCAGUUGUGUGUGUGUGGUGUUGUAUUGAGGGGAGGGAGCGCUCUGGAUUUUUGGCAGAGGACUUGGCUGGGUUGUUCUUUUUUUUGUUUUGUUUUUUUAUUUUUUUGUUGCGCUUCUACCUGCUGCUUGAUAGACUGACACCAGAUGGUGUAGAAAGCCUGCUGGACUCCCUCCUCAGUCUGCCUGUGGACUGACGCUCAGCAUCCCGGCCCACCCCCCCCUCCUGGGUAUCUGAUGCUGCCACCAGCUGUUCACUGUAGAAAUGCCAAUACCUGAAGAAAAUCUUUUCAUUUUGUUGUUGUUGUUUAUUUGUUUGAGAUUUCAGAUCCUGUGUGAAUAUAGGAUUUUAGAAAAUAAUUAAAUUGCUUUUUUUUUUUGAUAA
Molecule: messenger RNA, 5852 nt
Organism: Mugil cephalus (flathead mullet)
Lineage: Eukaryota; Metazoa; Chordata; Actinopteri; Mugiliformes; Mugilidae
Gene: usp47
Product: ubiquitin specific peptidase 47
Exons: 29
Coding region: 271-4440 (1389 amino acids)
Biological process (GO): protein deubiquitination
Cellular component (GO): cytosol; nucleus
Molecular function (GO): protein binding; cysteine-type endopeptidase activity; cysteine-type deubiquitinase activity
Source: RefSeq, a predicted model, not a curated record